Eutrema salsugineum is the source of this 418-nucleotide messenger RNA. RefSeq lists its product as uncharacterized. Bases 26 to 382 code for a protein of 118 amino acids. The transcript has 2 exons. NCBI's taxonomy places the organism in Eukaryota, Viridiplantae, Streptophyta, Magnoliopsida, Brassicales, Brassicaceae. The record is from RefSeq and is a predicted model, not a curated record.
AAUCCCCCUGAAGCUCAGAUUAGCUAUGAAGAGAAGAUCUCUUGCAUUGUCCAUCCUCUUCCUCUUUUUAUUCUGCUUUCCCUUCUCAUCAGAUUCUCAGAAACUCAAUCCAUCGACAAAACAAGCCCAUGAUGUUACAAUCAAAGACAUAAAAGGAGAAGAACAAGAUAAGAGCAUCGACAUCUUCCGGGCAGGUAGAGGAGCUCAUGGAGUUACAGGUGGAAGAGGAGGCGGAGGCCGGAAAGUAUCUCCGAAACGCAACGCUGCCAUGGACUAUCGGCCACCGUUGUUCUUCUCCGCCUCCGCCGUUCUCUUUACCGGUUUUAUAAUGCUUUCAUUAACUUCUUUCGACGUGUCAAUAAGAUUGUUAUGUUGUGCCUAAAUGUCUUUAAGAUCUGAAAGUGUAUCAUACGUUGUU